Molecule: messenger RNA, 2061 nt
Organism: Aphanomyces astaci
Lineage: Eukaryota; Oomycota; Saprolegniomycetes; Saprolegniales; Verrucalvaceae
Exons: 2
Coding region: 166-2001 (611 amino acids)
Molecular function (GO): metal ion binding
Source: RefSeq, a predicted model, not a curated record
GUGCGUGUGUCACCUAGUGGGCGCAGCGGUCACGGCUUCGACUGAUCUACAGUUGAAGGACACGGCACCGUCGUUGUCCCACGAACCAAGUUUAUCACUACAAUAUUCUGCCUCGCGCGGUGCAGGUAGGUACACUAGACGCUUCCAACUUGUACACAUAUCGCCAUGGAUCCCAUGCUCGGGUCAACGUUGCCAUCGAUGCACGUCCGAAGGCCAGCGGCAGGCGCCAACGACGUGGCUAAUGCGUUCCGACGCAAACUGCGCGGAAUCGCCGCCCAGGGCUUCCCCGCGUCGGUCCACGACAAGCUCCUGCAUGCCGCGGCCAUCAAGAGCCACGACUUCCUGUACCAGGACACGUCCGUGGUGUCGUCGUCCUCUUCAACGUCCAAGUCGAGUCAGUGGACGUAUUACAAGGAAAAGAACGGCGUGUUGCUGUGCCAAGGGUACUCGUCGUCGGGGGACUACAUGGUCAAGGCGUCCGUCAACGCUUCGAGUCGCGUGGGGCCGCUGGCGGCGGCGCUCGACUUGGGCGAGCACUUCAGCCAAGUCUUGGCGAAGAUCGGAACUCCGUGGUUUCACCGCGGCGACACCCUUGGCGCGCUCCAUGCCAACGACGACCCGAAACCGUCCGACACAGCGCAUCUCCACUGGAUGACGUUUGGCACGGAAGGGGCCGAGUACCACGACUUUGUCUUUAUGAGCCACACCAAGCUGUACGACAGCCGCCGCCAAGAGCUGGACGAAGUGCCGACAGACGACUCGACCGUCGAGUACAUGACCCAGCUAUGGGACGCCGUGGACUUGUUCCCAGUACCGUUUGCCCCGGCUACCCGCGUGCACCUGAACCGGUCCGGUUUCCUCAUCGAGCGCACCCACGACCGCGACGUAUCCCGCGUCAGCUUUGUCCUGUGCGCCGCACGGAAUCGUAAGCGUGACAAGUGGAUGGAGCGCAUGGCGUAUACCCUCGUGCAUGAAAUCGCUGUCAUGUGUCGUGAUGCGUCUGUGACCGUGGCCACGCGCGUGGAUUUUGGCAGCGAGCCGCACUGCUCGACGUGUCUGAAGACGUUUACGAUGUUCCGACGGCGCCACCACUGCCGCCUCUGCACCGGCGCCGUUUGCAACGUGUGCUCGACCAACGUGAUGGUCGGCACCGCGGAGCGCAGGUCGGUCCGGGCGUGUCUGCCGUGCAGCACCAGCAGCAACGAGUCCACCCUCACCCGGCGCCAGCUUAUGAGCAAUCGGCGCCCUGGCCGAUCCGCGUCGGACCAGAUUCACACCGCCUCGAGUUUGACCCAGUCAUGGUCGCAGUACUCGAACGUCCAAAGCAGAGACACAUAUCGAUCGUUCGAACAGCAAACUACCCUGUCAUCCCCUCAAUCCAGCAGCCAGAGACUGUCGCGGUCGUCCAGUCGGAGCACGCACAUGACGAUGCGACCGUUGGACGAAGAUGCAAGAGAGGUCGCGGCCCUUCCGGCGGCUGCGGCGGCGAUGUCCUCCGGUCCCCCCCACCAAAAUCAACACCACAACAUGCCGAAACGAUCAUUUCGAUCGUCGACCACGACGACGUUGUCCAGUCAGGAGCUGACCCCGCCGCCGUCGCACGAGUUUUCCAAGUUUUACAUGGACUGCCAAGACCUUCCUGUCAAACAUCCCACCACCACGAGUGCCCCCCAAGGACCACAGCAGGCUACCAACGCGCCACACCCGUCAAAGCCACCACGGCAGCACGAAGUAUGGGACCAACAGACGGCAUAUGUAUUUCAGGACGGCGCUCAGGAACGCCGCCCUGAUCCGUGGAGGCGCAUGACGCAACCCGCGGCGGCGUUCGUCGAGGAAGAGUUCGACAAGUUCGACCUAGGCGUGGCGUUGUCCCCCCGGAAUGACUUGAUUCCGCUCCCGCAAGAGUUUGCCAAACGAAGCGCGUAUUACCCUUCUGGUCGCAGCGGCGACGACGCUGCCCGGCCAUCUCUUAUUAGUGUAUGCAGCGAUUACGAGUUUUAGAUGCUCCAUCAAUCACAUAUACAUAUUUGCAAGAUGAUUCGUAAACAUGGAAUGUAGUAC